ACGGUUUCGAUCCCCUCUCGUCAUGAUUUGUCGUCGAACACGAAUUUCGAGCGAAUAAGGCCCAGAAAAACAGAGCAAGUGUCAUUCCUAGUCAGUGUGUACUUGAUAGUGUGUAGUGAUUAGAACCGACAUGUACACCAGGAGUGUAAUUUUCCUGCUUAUUACUUCGUCUGGAAUCUAUGCUCAUCCUCGAAGGUAUAAAGGUGAUGACGCGAGCGACGAUUUGAAUAUCGAGGAUAAGAAUCGGGCCACUAACGAAAUUGGAAAAGCCAUUUGGAACGCGGCCAUUACGAUCGACAAGUUUGGCCGCGAAAUUAAUCGCGAGUUGGAUUUGGCUCUGGAAGAAAGAGACAUAUCAGAAAAUAGUCCCGAGAAGUCGGAAAAAGCUAAGCAACUCUUGCAGGACUCAAAAAAGAGAUUAGACAUCGAGUUAAGAAGAAACAAUGGGCUCCUCAAACGCCUUCAUUCUUUGGGCUGGCGUGAAUCAAUAGACGCAGCUCCUUAUACGACUACAAACGAGAAACAUCUCGUAAUUAAAAAACCUGGCGUGCAGGGAAAGUUAUUCGAGAGAUCAGCAGGCCCCGAAUACACUUUUUCCGAUAGAUCUUCCGACUUGAGUCGACCAGAGGAUGAAGAAAAACGCAUCGAGUUGAUAUCAACUUCUAGGGAAAAAAGAGGAUCAAAGAACGACGCCGACUCAUUGGUGCUAAUCGAUCAGGUGAGAAAUCCGGGUAAAAAAGAAACAGGAAACCAAGAGGAAGAGACGGAAAAUUUUGGACCAUCGCAGAAUGACGAUUUGAAGAACUCGGAUAGGAAAUUUGAAAAUGAAAAUUUCACCGAUUCGUCAAGAACAGGGAUAGGAGGAGACGAGGAAGAACCUGGAGACGCGGAUGUUGAUAAGGACACGGAAUACCCGGAAAUCGACGAACCAUCUGAUUAUGAUGGAACAGAAAAUUCAAAUGGAACAAUUGGAAGUGAAGUUGGUUCCGAGUUGUUGAAAAAGUCUGAAGAUUUGGGGGAAGAAGAUGAGGCGAAAGAUCCGGAAGAUCCGAACACAGCUGAAUACUCAGACGAUGAAGAACCUUCAUAUGACGAGGAUGAAACAGAGAAUUCGAACACGGCAGUGGGAAAUGAAGUCGAUACUGAUUCAUCAACAAAAUCUGAAGAUGUGGAAGAAGGAGAUGAAGAGCCAGAAAAUUCGGAUGACAAGAAUACAGCGGAGUACCCAGAAAAUGAAGAAGAUUCUCAUUUAGAGGAUGAAAAGAAAAAUUCAAGUACGAAAGUGGGAAAUGAAGUUGACACUGAUUCAUCAACAAACUCUGAAGAUGAAGAGCCAGAAAAUUCAGAUGACAAGAAUACAGCGGAAUACCCAGAAUAUGAAGAAGAUUCUCAUUUAGAGGAUGAAAUGAAAAAUUCAGACACGAAAGUGGUAAAUGAAGUUGACACUGAUUCAUCAACAAAAUCUGAAGAUGAAGAGCCAGAAAAUUCAGAUGACAAGAAUACAGCGGAAUACCCAGAAAAUGAAGAAGAUUCUCAUUUAGAGGAUGAAAAGAAAAAUUCAAGUGCGAAAGUGGGAAAUGAAGUUGACACUGACUCAUCAGCAAAAUCUGAAGAUGUAGAAGGGGAAGUUGAAGAGCCAGAAAACUCGGAUAACGCAAAUACGAUAGAAUACCCAGAAAAUGAAGAUUCUCAUUUAGAGGAUGAAGCGAAAAAUUCAAGUACAAAAAUGGGAAAUGAAGUUGACACCGAUUCAUCAACAAAAUCUGAAGAUGAAGAGCCAGAAAAUUCGGAUGACAAGAAUACAGCGGAGUACCCAGAAAAUGAAGAAGAUUCUCAUCUAGAGGAUGAAAAGAAAAAUUCAAGUACGAAAGUGGGAAAUGAAGUUGACACUGACUCAUCAGCAAAAUCUGAAGCUGUGGAAGGAGAAGUUGAGAAGCCAGAAGAUCCAGAUGCAGAAUACCCAGAAAACGAAGUUCCUGAUUACGAGGAUGAGACCGAACAUUCAAAUUCAACAGAGAGUGAAGUUGGCUCCGGGUUGACAGAUCCUGAAGAUUUAGGAGAAGAAGAUGCAGAGCCUGUAUCUAAUGGCAAGGAAUACCCGGAAACUAAUGAAUUGCCCCAAAAUAAGGGAUCGAGCAACUGGAGUACAACAGUUGGGAGUGAAGUUGGCUCCGGUUCAACAAAGCCGGAAGAUUUGAGAGAAGAAGACGAAGAACCAGAAAAUGAAGAUGCUUCUGGUGUCGGGAAAUACCCAGAACAUCAGAAGAGCGAAAAACAGCCCCCGAGUGAAAAUCCAAAGAAAGAUUUAAAAACGACAGUCGAAGAUGCAAGCAAUUCCAAUUCUUCGGUAACAAUGGAGGAUCCGGGGAAAUCGGAUGAAGAUGCUUCGAGAGGAUCGGAAUCCACCGAAGACUCCGAAAUGUCUCAUGAAGACGACGGCCAGGAAUAUAUGGGCGCAGGUGGAGGAGACGAAGAAGUCCCGGAAGAGUCAUCCGAGCAACAAAGUGACGAGGAAGAGCCAAACGACUUGAAAAAGGACGACAGCGACGCGGGACAUUUAAGAGGCGAGAAAUGGACCGAAAAUGGCGGCGAGCCCAAAAUUCCGGAUAGGCAGAGAAACGAUGGAGAAAGCAAGAAAAACUCGCGUAAAGAAGACAGCGAGAAAAGCAGGGAAACGGUGAAAAAGAAGAAGGUGGAAAACGAUCAGCCAAGAAACGCUACGACUUUAGAUGGGAAACUUCUCCCCAAGGAAAAUAAGGCUGAAGAAGAGACAGGAAAAACGAAUUCGGAACCCGAUUCUUCCCAGAAAGCCGCACCGGAAGUUCCCUUCACCUCCUCUAAAGAGUCUUCAGACGCCGCAGAACAGAAACCGGAAGUGAAGCUGGUUCCGCUUCCCACGGAAGAGAACGCUUCCGGAAAUUCGACGAAAUCGGCGACAGGGACUCCGAAAUUGAACGUUGAGGGUUUUCCUAACAAAACUAGUAUACUGUUGAAAAUUAUUAAGAAAACGAUAAUCCUAGCGCCGAAAAUCGAAUCUCGGGGAGCGAUUAUCUCCGAUCUGCCGGAAAAACCUGAGGACGCCAUUAUGGUUGCGCCUCCAAUUUCUUCAAAUUUCCCAAACGAGGAGAGGCAGGGUAAAAAUAUUUUCAAUACUGACCCCGGAAGUCAAAGCACACGGACAAUUCUCGAGGAACUUUCUGCACAAUUACGCAUAUUACUUCAAGGAUUACUAACGCCUCCAAGUAAGGACACGAAGUCUGAAAAAUUAGCUUCAGAAGGAACAAUUUUGACUGCGAAUAAAUGUUCACCGGACACUGCAACAAAUCCAGGUUGUGCACCAGUUUUUCCGGAGACAGCAACAAUGGCAACUCCUAGGUUGCUCCCAUUGGUGUCUAUGCCAUUAAUGCCAUCAUUUUUACCAUUUUCUCAAACAACGAGCCCACUAUUACUGGCUCUCUGGUCUUCAAGAUCACUUUCGACUCCAUUACAAGGACAACAACCCUACGACGAGGGGCGAAUGUUGCUGAUGGUUCCUUUAAUAAUCGAGGAACUCCGUAAAGGAACCCUUUCCUUCGAAGAAAAGAGCAACCUUGCAUACAUAUAUGGCGAGUUGUGGCCCUUAAUAGUGGAGGAGUCUCAGAGGAAAUCUGGAGAACGAAUGAACAAGAAGCUUCUUCAGUUCUUCGCGGCGAUUAGCCGACCUGUGAGAAACCUAUAAAAUUCGACGUUCAUAUCCUUUUUACAUUCUGCGAAAGAGAUCUCGAAGGAUCUCAAAGGGUCUCAAAGGAUUUGAAACUCUUUCGGCCAUCCGAGUGAACCAACGCCAUGUCUCAUUACGCCAUCUUGUUUUAGCUGAACAUCUAAACAAAGGAGGAAAAAUCGCAAUUCAUAUCCUUUUUACAUUGUUUGAACAAGAUCUCGAAGGAUCUCAAAGGAUUUCGAAGGAUCUGAAACUCCCUUGGCCAUCCGAGUGGACGAACGCCAUAAUUCAUGACGCCAUUUGUUUUAGUUAAACAUCUGAACAAAGGAGGAACCUGUAAAAUUCGAAGUUCAUAUCCUUUUCACAUUCUGCGAACGGGAUUUCGAAGGAUCUCAAAGGAUCUUGAAGGAUUUCGAAAUAUCUGAAACUCCGAGUGGACCAAUGCCAUAACUCAUGACGCCAUCAUCUUUUAGCUAAACAUUUAAACAAAUGCAAAGUUGCUUCAACUUCUCUGUACAUAAUUUGAAAUAAUUCUUGUACUUGUACUUGUACGUAGUUUCCUGCAUUUUAACGCACUUCACGUCCUGAGAUCAAGGAAUUAAGUUUUAAGGUGAUAUGAAAGGUGUAUUCCAUGUACAUAAAACGUCAAAAUAUUUAUAUAACGUUUCUCUAACUGAGUACACCAAAUAAUUUGGCAUUUUAACACGUGAUUGUGGAGGUCCUAAUGAAAGACAUGAAACUCAUUUAUAGAAUGACAUUUCAUGUCACCUGACCCUUUCAUAUCACUUUAACUGGACUAAUCAAUGCUGACUCUGAUGUGCCGAAGUGCAAAUGACUUUACAAAGUUAAUGGACUACAGCACUGCCGAGUUUCGGCGUGUGUUGGACAUUGUCACUUUUUCAUUUUAACUAUACUUUAGAUAGUAGCUACCGAUUGCAAUCGCUUGUUACGACCUAACUAAACGUGGUUGGCUUCGUUUAAGUGGAACACUCGACGAUUGUAACGAACUGUGAUGAAAAAUAAAUGAACAGUGCGCUGAAAUUAUACUUGAUAUUGAAAAAUUUAGUAAUACCGAUGCCUGGGUGAUCUAUAUUUCUGUUUCAUUAAGGUGAUACGAAAGGGUUAUAUAUAAAAAUGUCAAAAUAUUUAUACAAAUUUUCCUCAUACUGGGUGCAUCAUGUGAAACAUCAACACGUGUUUAUUAAGGUGAUAUGAUUACUAAUACCGAUGCAUAUGAAAGAGUCGUACAUAAGAAUGUCAAAAUAUUUAUAAAACUUUUCCUCAUACUGGGGGCACCGAAUAAUUUGAAACAUCAACACGUGAUUAUGAAGGCCU
This is a messenger RNA of Orussus abietinus, 5035 nucleotides long. RefSeq names its product RNA polymerase-associated protein LEO1. NCBI's taxonomy places the organism in Eukaryota, Metazoa, Arthropoda, Insecta, Hymenoptera, Orussidae. The record is from RefSeq and is a predicted model, not a curated record. The transcript has 5 exons. Bases 131 to 3718 code for a protein of 1195 amino acids.